Messenger RNA from Gracilinanus agilis (Agile Gracile Mouse Opossum), 7283 nucleotides. It is a transcript of the gene RGS5, whose product is annotated as regulator of G protein signaling 5. Bases 52 to 597 code for a protein of 181 amino acids. Lineage: Eukaryota; Metazoa; Chordata; Mammalia; Didelphimorphia; Didelphidae. The record is from RefSeq and is a predicted model, not a curated record. The transcript is spliced from 5 exons.
GCAGUCUCAACAUCUUGUUCACAGCUUGAGCUCAAAACCCAAGAAGUCAAAAUGUGCAAGGGACUAGCAGCCCUGCCCCACUCCUGCCUGGAAAGGGCCAAGGAGAUUAGGACAAAGUUAGGUACUCUCCUGCAGAAGCCUGAUGCCACCAUCGACCUGAUCAUACCAUAUCCCGACAAGCCAGAAAAGCCUGUGAAGACUCAAAAGCCAUCACCAGAAGAGGCUUUACAGUGGCGUGAUUCCCUGGAGAAGCUUCUGCAGAACAACUAUGGACUUGCCAGCUUCAAGAGUUUCCUGAAGUCUGAGUUCAGUGAGGAGAACAUUGAGUUCUGGAUUGCCUGUGAGGAUUAUAAGAAGACCAAGUCACCUAUCAAGAUGGCGGAGAAGGCAAAGAAAAUUUAUGAAGAAUUCAUCCGAACUGAGGCACCUAAAGAGGUGAAUAUCGACCAUUUCACUAAAGCCUUGACCAUGAAGAACCUGGUGGAACCUUCACCAAGCAGCUUUGAUAUGGCCCAAAAGAGGAUCCAUGCCCUGAUGGAGAAGGAUUCUCUGCCACGAUUCAUUCGGUCGGAGUUUUAUCAGGAACUGAUCAAGUAGCAAUGAGAAAGGCAUCUUGGGAGUCCUUUUCCCCCCAUAGCAACCUCUCUUCCCCCCCCCCCAAUAACCUAAAGUUUUCCAGAGUAGCCCUACCCCGAAGAUCACCAAAUCAUCCCAAGUGGUGUUGCUAAGAUGUUUUUCCCUACAUUGUUUUGGAUAUACUCGAAUUUGAUCCAUGUUCCCACUUGCACUGUCAUAAAAUCUCAGAAUUGGAAGACACCCACAAAGACUGUCCAGUCCAGUCCAGACCUGCAUGAGAAUCCUCUCCACUAUAUUCUUGAAGGUGGUCAUCCAGCCUCUUCUCUUCUUGUAUGAAUAGGACAUAACAGCUUCAGGAUCCAAACAGAUCAGUCACCGAAAUGCCCUGAAAAGGUUCCCCUGGUCAAAACUAAAGCAAGGGGAGAGGAGGAGAAUCAACUCUAAUGAAGGAUGUGGGUAAAUCUGGUCUAAAUAACACAACUAGAUGAUUCCAAAUUGGGCUGACAAUGGUCCUAAUUCUGUAAAGCUAGUUAAGGACUUAAAUUGAUUUUAUUUGUAGUUGUUUUUUUGUUGUUAUCAUGACCCAGAAGGGAUAAGAAUGCCAUUACUUCUUUGGUGGUUUCUGAACCAGCAUGGCUGUCCAGGAAGUGGCAGAGAUCUUGGAAAGUAGGCCACUCUUUAUUUUCUUAAGCAGAUAUUACAUGAGUUAUUGAAAGACAACAUAAUACAGUGGCUUAUAGAGCUGACCUUGGAAUCUGGAAGACCUGGGUUCAAGUCUUGCUCCAAACACAUACAGCAAAGGUGGCCAAUCAACUCUCAUAGAAUGCAAAUCACCAAACAAGUAUUGAUCUGUAUUCAUAGAGAAGGUUUCUUCUUUGAUGAUAGGUUUUAAAUUUUUUAAAUUGCUCUUGGGAGCAACUAGGUGGUUUUGUAGAUUAAAAGCCUAGCCUAGAGACUGAAAGACUUGGAUUCAAAUCUGGCUUCAGAUACUUCCUAACUAUGUGACUCCAGGCAAAUUAUUUAAUUCCCAUUGGCUAAUUCUUACAGCUAUUCUGUCUUAGAAGCAAUACACAGUAUUGUUUCUAAGAGAAAAAGUAUUUUGGGUUUUUUUUAAAAGAUACUCCAUAAAAUUUUGGAUAUUUCUUGAGUAUCUUCAUGUAAACUAAAAGUUAAAAAUGCUAUUUUCAAUCAUUUAUGUAUAAAAACAGCCUAAUAGAGUUCUGUAAUCUUCUUCCCUUAGAAAGAAAAUACUAGAUUAUACUAUACAAACAGCAGUCCAAUCGUAACAGUGCAGUCUUUUUUUAGUCCAAGGUCUUGGCUCAAAAUGUGAUUUUUUUUCAAAUUACCUUCUGUACAUCAGAAGGCUAAAAUUUCCAAAACUCCUAACAUCAAUUUGUGCAAAAUAAAGCCCACUUGUAUUCAAACUCAUUGUUAAAGGAAUGACAGGGGCAGAAUGCAGAACCAACUUGUGAUGAUUCAACCAAUAAAAUGAGAAAUUAUGUAGAUAGGGAGAAGGGGAUAGUGUUCUUUCUGUAACAAUUAUUCCAGAUCCAAGUCCUUGAGGUGGCCAACCUUUAUGCUAACAAUGUCUGAGACCAUGAACAAAUAAGAACAGUGAUAAUCACAGUUUAUCCUUUAAGGAAAGAUAAAGAUCUGAUGUACUCUCUUCUCUCCCAGUCAUCUCCCUCCCCCAACCCCGAACUGAAUAUUUUUACGGCAUAUUUAAUGUCGGCCAAUUGUUCUACACCUAGAAAAAGGGGAGAAGGUGUUUAAAAAUUAUGAAAUAUGCAUAUUUCCCUAAAAUAUAUACCUACAACCCAUUACCCAUCAUGCUCACUUAGUAAAAAAUGGCAUGAUCUUUGAACCACCCUUAUUUUUGUUAGGAAAAGUUACUUUGACUCUCCUUAGAGCUAGAGAGAGAUGAAGUAGUCAGUAUUUUCCAAAACAGUGUGGUCUCUUAGCAACCCAAAUCUUUCCCUAGUUUCUGCUCCCAGCACUAGAGAACUCAUAAUCACAGUAACCAUACAUGUCCCCAAGAUGCCUGACAUAGUCCUUAACUAAUGGUACCAAGGUAUUUUGUGGUAUGUUUGUACUCCUAAUAGUCUAUUUUAGUAUGGUAAACAACCUUAUUCUAUUUCUUCCCCCUGUAGUAGAUGUGCCAAAAUAAUCUUUCUUCAAAACUAUUGUGACAUAAAAAUGAAUCUGGAAUUCUGAGCACAUUGAACCAUGUCGUUGAACAAACUUGUGUGGGAAGCUGAGGUUUGGAUGGUGGAUCUCCCUCAGAGGAGAAGCGUUCUGAUGCUAGCAGUAGGAAUAAAGCAUAUGUCACACUUAAAGCAAAAAGAAUAAAUUGCUUAGUUUCCAGAAAUCAAUUUCCCCUUUCCCCUCCUUUUUUUUCUAUUUGUUUCUGUUAUUAUCUCAGGCCUCUAUUCUCAUAAAAUUAUUACUCUGUAGUUUUUUUUUUUUCCUUAAGGAAAAUAGAAGGAUUGUUAUAAUAUCACCUUGUUCAUUAAGGCAAAGCUAAUGCUAAUCCUAAUCCAACCCUACCUCCUGCAGAAUUUUCACAGGAUACUUCAUCUCUCCUGCUGAAACUUGGUUGGCAUCUAGCAAAUGGCAAAAUGGAGGGGUGAAGUGCCUAAACUAACCAAAAAUCACUGCCUACAGCUUCCUCCGUAUCUGCUAGAAUCUGUCCUUCUCGGUCAGGUACUCAACUUCAGACAACAAUCAAUCCAUCACAUAAUGGAAAAUGACACUGUGUCCAGACCAUGGUGUCAGUCCAUGAAAUCUUUUUUCCUGGUGUCACAAUUUGGAUGGCAUUUUCUCCCAACAGCUCAGGCAGCCAGGAUUUUUUUUUAAUUCAGUGGCUUAAAAAAAUGAACUUGGAAAGAGAAUGUGAAGCCCAGGUUUGAACAAUUUCUUGUCUAGUGGGUAGUGUAGACCAGCCACAGGAAAAGAAAACUCCAAGAAAGACUUAUUGGCUCCCAUUUUCUAGAGUUGCUGUCAAUACAGCCAAAACAACCCCCCAAAAAUUUUAUUUUCCAAUUUCUGUAAAAUUAGAGCUUUUACCUAAUAAGCAUACAAGUUAGUCCCUCCAUUCCCAUGCCUCUGAUUAAAGUGAAAUGUCCACAGAAGCUCCCACCAAUUUAAUUAUGGAGCUAAGAUUGAAUUGAUAGAAGUGAUAAUUUGUCAAUUUUAUUUUGGGAUGACGGGGCUCAGGCCUUCAUGGUGAGGGUCAGGGAAAAUGGGACCCUCUUUGGCAACCAGAGGUCUGAAAAAAAAUUGAGGAGACUUGGAUACCAACUUUAAUGGUGUCAAAAUGUUCAUAAAAAUGGGGAAAAUGAUUCAACCAAAAAUGCACGUGUUUCAUCUAGAUCAUACCAAAUGUCUGAUAGUUGAAUUUCUGUAGACCUGACUUGUCAGUCUUUUCUGCUUCUGUUUGGGGUCCCACAGGCAGAAGUUGGGUGAUCUUAGCAUAGAAGAUAGCUUUGGAUGAUGGAGUAGAAUUAUCAGGGAAAAGGGUAAGAACCAUUAGCUUUUUUCAUAAGCUGUAUUAGCAGGGGAACAAGGCACUGACAGGAAGUUUGUUGCAAAGUCUAUCAAGCCUGCUCUUUUCAGCAAACACUACCCCCCCCAUUAAAGUUGGUAGUGUUUUUAAUAGCAUACAGACAUCCUUCUAAUAAAUGAAGGAAAAGCCAACAAACAAAAGAAAAAAAUGCUGGAAGUCAAAUUGGAAAAACUAAAUACUUUGAAAUCUCUGAAGAAAUUUAUAUGAGAAUCUUUUAUUUAAAGAAUCAGACAAAAAGUUAAAAAAAAAACAACCUUGUGUUGCCAGCGGUUUCCAUAGAGGCAUCAUGAAAAUAAUUUCUAUUUCUGGAGAACAGAAAGAAUUGGGUUAAUCACUCCAGAAUUUUAAAAAAUGUAAUAGUCUUGCAUCUUUCCCCAACCCCCCCCCCCUUUUCCCUGGAGCAAAUUGCCUGGGAAAGUAGGAAAGUUAAAGACAGGGCAGCAUGGUGAUGCUUCCAUUUUCCUUCCUUGUGAAAAUGUAAGUCGCUGCUGUAAGUUGGCUUGGGCUGUGCGAGGUUGUGGAUGGUACAGGAACCCCAAAGGGGUCAAUAGAAGUGGGGAACAUGUUUCUCAUCCUGGAGAAAAAAAUAAAUGGAGACUAGCCCAGGAAAUCUGGCCUUUUAUUAGCUGGGUUUGCUAUGGAUUAGUGUUGGGUCAGAACAAGAGCUGAGGCAGGGCUGGGACAAAGAAAUAGAACAACAAUUGGGAAGUAAAAUCCAGGUUAUGUUGUUCUCUCUUCUUUGCCAAAAGUACACAUGGACAUAUUCAUGAGUGGACACAUAGAAGCACACUCUUUCUGUCUUUGCCUCCUAAAUGAGCUCCCAGAUGGAAAUCUUGUAAAGUGGGAGUUCUAUUUUCAGAGAAGCCAAGGUAAUUUAGCCAAAGCGCUGCCAAAAAAGAGCAAAAUGAAGCUAGAAAUGAAGUUCAGGGCCUCUUUCUUCCCUCACAGUCAUCUCCUGGCUAGACAGGGCUGCAUCAAUUGCAAAACCUCAGCCUUGGUGAGAAGAUUUCUUUUUUACAUAGUUUCUCCUUCUGUCUUUCUCCCAAAUAAAUUCAUUGUAUGCAAAAAUCAAGGCUGCCAUGCAGAUGGCAGUGGACAAACUGUGAUGUACAAAGGCAAUUUCUCUUAGGUUAAGAGUCCCUGGAUUCCAACUCACAUUAUUCAGGACCCAUUAAACCUCUCCACAUCUUUUAUUUAUUUUCUAAUUUCUGUGAAGUUAGAGCUUGUAUCUCAUAGACACACAAGUAAGUCCAUCCAUUUCCAUGCCACCGAUAAAAUCAAAACGGCCACAGAAUCACCCCCCUCCCCCGCCAACUUAAUUCUUGAGCCAAUUUUGAAGCAAUCUGACCUGGAUUGUGAUGUCACCCCUUGUUUAGGCUAACUAAAACCUUCUGGCUUCAAGGCACCGGAGCUGGCCUGCUUCUGGGAGCCAGACACAUUCCAGUACAAUCCUUUUCACUUCUCUUCUAUCCCUCAUCCUCUACUCAGUGCUAUGAUGACCGUGACGGACAGAUUCUUGUUCUCUCUUCCUCCCCCUGCAUACUUAAUCUGGCCAGGCUGCAUUUUUUUUAAUUUAAAGAAUCUUAAAGAGCACUGAUUUCAUCAUUAAGCUAUGGCUUGUAUGACAUUUGAUCAUCUUAUUGACCAAGAAUGUUUCAGAGAAAGAACUUCCUUCCAUAAAAAUGCCCUGUCUAGCUGCAUGUGGCUGCCCCCCACUCGGAGCAGAUGGGGUGAACUAGGCAGAGGUGUGCCACACAUAUGUGUCCACCAUCCAUUAAGAUGAAUCAAAGUUGCUUGCUAAGUUUUUACAAAUCACCAAGGGAAAAAAAAUCCUCCUAAUGGCUAGGAAACAAUUUUGAGCGAGCCAUCAGACCCUGAUUUAUACAAAGCCCCAAUGUCUGCCUGCUGUCACUUUUCCAAUUGUUUGGAAGGCACUUGCUUCUUAAUAAUCGGUACUCUUCACAGUUCACAGAAUGAUGGAAAAGUGGCUGGAAGGGAGAUGCUUUUUAACCCUGGGCAGCCUUCUGAUUGCAGAUAAGAACAGCUGGAGGCCAGGUGUUCCUUCCUGUUGGUCUGGAGUGGGCUGGGAGGCAGGCGGCUGGGUUGGGGGAGAGAGGCUGGAAAGUUUCCGUGACCCAAGGAGUCUGAACCCCAAGAGCCUGCUAACUCUUUGAGGGUUCCUGCCUGGGGAUCAUAGUGAAAUUCAACAACCCCCUGAGAGGUAUGGUCACAUGGUUGCACGUGGAGAGAGCCUCCCUCACCUUUUUCCUUCAAUCAUCCCUCCUGGAGCUGUUGCUGCAUCAGUCUGCGGUAAGCCCAUCUUCCUUCCCCAGGAGGCCUGCCAAAGGGGUUGACCCAUAAGACAUCUAGAGUUCCAUCUAAGGUAAUGUUCUUGAAACAGAGUGGAAGCCUGCCUAAGAUUUUAAGAGAAAAAAAUAUCCCCCCCAAAAAAUCCCAACCCUAACAAAACCCCUUAGAAAUUCUCUUUUUCUUUUUUUGAUGUUAAUCCAUUUACUCUCUAAUUUUUACUCAGCAAACUACAAUAUAUUCCCCCCACGUGCAUGCUCAAUUUAGAUGAGUUCCUUGAAGGGGUAUCUAACCAUCUCUCUUCCUUGAAGUUUCUCCUUUCUGCCCCAAAACGUCCUUGUUCUGCCAAAGAGAAACAGAGCUAGUGGAUGGGAACUAGCAGUCUGGAUGAGAAAAUGGUCCAUUUUACAAAUCUUUAUUACUACAAAGGGACAAGUUCAAAGUCACAUGGACAAAGGCAGAAUGGAGUGUCCGAGAAUUUGACAGUGGCUCCGAACAGUCCAACCGAGCCAUCCCGAUAAGGCUAAAGGGGCAUUUCCCCCUCCUCAAAAGCAGGACUUAGGGAGAGGGAUGGCCCCAAAUUUGCUCUUUUCCUAAACUCUUGACUUGACUUUGCUUUUGGUUCAUAUAGUCCAUGUCCUGUGAAGGACAUGGAAACUUGUCAUUAGGCAUUUAUCCGAUGACCAUCUACUGCAGGGCCAUUCAUUUGUGCCUUCCUCUUUUGUUUGCCAUUGCUUUAUGUACUCUGACAUAUGUUGUGAUAAAUCAGUCACCAAACUUAUAUUCUGUAACCAUUAUCACAUAUAUUACAUAUUAAAUUCAUAUCUAUAUGCUA